This is a messenger RNA of Acytostelium subglobosum LB1, 870 nucleotides long. RefSeq lists its product as hypothetical. NCBI's taxonomy places the organism in Eukaryota, Evosea, Eumycetozoa, Acytosteliales, Acytosteliaceae. The transcript is spliced from 2 exons. The annotation marks the transcript as partial. The record is from RefSeq and is a predicted model, not a curated record.
CAAACAAAUAAUAAGAUGAGUAAUAAUAAUAUGGUCGAUGGUUUGAGUGCACAAGUGAUGAGUGAGAAGUACAUUGAUGCUAUACUAGGUACAAUCUAUGGCAAUGCGCUUGGUGAUGCCUAUGGAUUAGCAACAGAGUUUAUGAAUCGUCAACAGAUACAACAGAAGUAUCCUGAUCAACAACAACUCAUACCCUUCCCAGACUAUCUCGCCAAUCGUCAUAAUCACAGAUGGGACAAAGGUGAUUGGACUGACGACACUGAUCAGAUGAUUGUGUUGAUGCAGAUGUUGACUGAGAAGGAGGGAGUUGUGGAUGUGGUCAAUGCUGCAAAGAGAUUGCAUGGUUGGAUUGAGAAUGGAUUUCCAGAGCUUGGUGAUGUCUCUGGAAUGGGCUUUGGACAGACUGUGAUGGCAGUGACGACACACCCUCAGUUCAUGAAGGACCCUAUCAAGACUAGUAAAGAGGUGUGGAUCAGGAUGAACAGAUCAAUGGCCGCCAAUGGAGCAGUGAUGCGAACAUCAAUACUUGGAUGCUCAUCCACUCAUUCAAAGGAGAUAGUGCUGAGGAAUACGAUUAGAUGUGCGCAGAUCACUCAUUAUGAUCUACGUUGUAUAAUAUCAUGUACUACCAUCACCUACAUCUUGGCUGCACUGAUUAGGAUGUUCAAAGAAGACCCCGCAACAUCAAUCACUGACUCGAUCAUUGAGCAGCUGGUUCUGGAGGCCAAGCAACAGGCAAGGGAACUCGUCGACAGGUUGCUUGAGGGUGACUACAAGGGAGAGGUAACAAGAGAGUUGGUCGAUACCCAGCUGCAAGAGUACAACAACUACGUGGACAUGAGACAGUUGGACGAGAUGCAACUUGAUUGC